Durotheca rogersii is the source of this 219-nucleotide messenger RNA. RefSeq lists its product as uncharacterized. The record is from RefSeq and is a predicted model, not a curated record. Lineage: Eukaryota; Fungi; Ascomycota; Sordariomycetes; Xylariales; Xylariaceae. The transcript has 3 exons. The coding region runs from base 1 to 219 and encodes 72 amino acids.
AUGGAGAAACCCCAGAUCCCCCCUGGCUGGGUCAACUCGAUCCUGAGAUACAAGUACAACGAUGGCGAAGACAUCGUAGAAGGCCUGAAAAAGCUGUUCGGGGACAAAUUCAUCCUUAAACACCGCAAUGAUCGCUGGAUCAUAUGGGCCGAGAGGAAACUGACCGAUGAUGAAAAACGGCUGCUUGACACGGUCGCGCAUAUACAUCACUCGUCAUGA